Mollisia scopiformis is the source of this 1527-nucleotide messenger RNA. Its product is annotated as macro domain-like protein. The transcript has 3 exons. The coding region runs from base 1 to 1527 and encodes 508 amino acids. NCBI's taxonomy places the organism in Eukaryota, Fungi, Ascomycota, Leotiomycetes, Helotiales, Mollisiaceae. The record is from RefSeq and is a predicted model, not a curated record.
AUGGCAACUCCACACCCUGCUGCUGCAUCUUAUGCUGCUGCAGAUGGCGUUACAGACCUCCAGACUGGGAUGAGGAUGGUCCGAAAUGUAGAUUUUAUGGGCGCUGUAAUCACCGUCAUGGUAGGCGACAUAACUGCCGUCCCUGGAAUCAUAGUCACCACACCUUCGACAGAUUUCCGCGUCAACGGCACAGGUGUAGACGCUCGUGUCCACGCUGUGGCUGGCUGGAAGUUGCGUCUGGAGCUGACUCUGAACUGGACAGGCGGCGAGAUCGGGCAGGCUUACCAGACUGGUGGAUGGGAUAUGGAGCCAGCCUGCCCACUGAUUCUGAAUGCUGUUGGCCCGGAUUACGGCGUUGCGAUACAAGCGAAUGACGAGAAUGUCACUGCAAUUAUGGAGGAAGAUUUACGCCGCACGUAUGUCGCCGCCUUGCAAACGCUGUUGGAUAAUGGCAAUGAAGAUUGGAAGGUCAUUGUGUUUCCUCUCAUAUCAGUGGGUGAAUAUCAGUUCCCUCCGGAGAAAGCUUGCGAGAUUGCUUUGAAGACUGUUCGAGAUUGGUUGAGGAGACCGGAUUCGAACAACAUUUCUCGAGUCAUUUUUGUGGUUCCUGGGGAUGAUGCAUCUGACAGUGAGAACAUCUACGCCGAUUAUGUGCCUUCAUUCUUUGCCGUUGCCCCCCGAGCAGCCGGUGCCACUCCAGCAGCCGAAACCCCAGCAGUUGCCCCUCGAGCAGUCGCUCGUCGAACAAUCGCCCGUCCAGCAGCCGCCCGUCCAACAGUCAUCCGUUCAACGGUCACCCCUUCAGUAGUUGAAACUAGAACCCCAUGCAACGCUCCCCUCCGAACCGGGGCUCGAUGCCCCGUCACCGUCACCCGCACAGCCGACGGCCUCCCAAGGUGGUGUCCCAGACACGAACGAGCCGCCAGUCCGCCUCCCCGUACCACCGCCCUCUCGGAAGCGUCCCGAUCGCCGACUCCUGAACCCGUGGCUCCGGCAACUCGCUCCCGCGCCCCAAGUCCUACCGAUGGUGUCCCCGGUGUUUGCGGCGCCAUCAUACCCAUGGACCUCCCUUGCGCCGUGGUCGUGAUCCGCAACAACGGUCUACCGGCAUUUUGUCCGCUCCACGAGGAAGGAGCAAUUACUCAGCCUUCAUCUCCAGGUAAUGAUCAAGUUGUCAACACAGCUUCACCAUCAGACAAUGGUCAGAUUGUCUCCACGCCUGCAUCCCCAAACGAUAACCAAGUUAUCCGCUCACCAUCCCCAUCAGACAACAAACAGGAACCCGCAUCAGAUAAUGGACAAGUUAUCCAAUCACCUUCCCCAUCAAACAACGGCCAGGCGCCUGCAUCCCUAGACAACGGACAACAUCUCUAUCUUCAUCUGACCUUGCUCCUCCACCUCGAUCAUCAUCAUCCUCAUCCGCGGCUCCACCUUCUACCUCCUCCUCCUCCUCCCGCCUCUCCCAAAGAGGUAGAAGGAGAGGUGGACAGCGCGGCAGGGCCAAGAGAGCGAAGAGAGCGAAGGUAG